Molecule: messenger RNA, 2488 nt
Organism: Wasmannia auropunctata (little fire ant)
Lineage: Eukaryota; Metazoa; Arthropoda; Insecta; Hymenoptera; Formicidae
Exons: 7
Coding region: 631-2271 (546 amino acids)
Biological process (GO): purine nucleobase metabolic process
Molecular function (GO): hydroxyisourate hydrolase activity
Source: RefSeq, a predicted model, not a curated record
AUCAGAUAAAUUAUAUAUAAAAUUAGUAUUUUGUAAGCUAACACCAUCUAAAUUUAAAAAAUUACGCGAUCUAUAAAAUAGUUGGUCUUUAUAGUAGUAGUACUUUGUCGAUGAUGCGACGAACAUUGGCCUAAUGCUUUAAUCUUGCUUUAAAAAAAAAUUUUAACAAGAUUUUGUUUUUUUAAUGAUGCUGAUUAAGCUCUUUUGUGUCUACUUGGCCUAUAUCAAGCGAAGUGGUAACGGCGCGACGCCAAGUAUAUAAUUUUAUUUUUACUAAAUAAAUGGCGUUUUGAGAGACUCGCAUUUGCUCGAGACGGGCCCCGUCUUUGACAGACACGGUCCUGCGACGUGCCGCCAUCGUGCCCAUCGUGGCGUGGCAGUCGAGUUGGCUGCCGCGCAGUAACAUCGACGUCCACCAUUACGCUAGGGAGUUAGAUCGGGAUACUAGGCGAGGAAGGAAUCUAGAGAUCGUCGUCCCGUUUCUUCAGGUUCCCCACCCACAUCAGGUGGCCGCGGUGACGGCGGCGAGAAAGAAAAAAAAACUAUUUAGUGAUUUCGCGCCGCGCGAUUUUGGACAUUCCUGAAUUUUCUGAGAGCACGCGACACGCGACAUCGGAGAAUUCGACGCGGAUGGAGAGAGGCAACCCGUCGAAACCUGUGACGCUCCUCUCCAAGCAGAGCGUGAUAUGCAGAAAUCUACUACCCAUGCCGUUGAACCCGCGACUCACGCCGACCGGGAAGAUCAGCCAUGCAAAAACCCGGGUCUACACGCAGCGCUACAGAAAGGAGUGGGAACAAAUGUCGGACUUCAAAGGAUGGUUGACUUCAGUUCCCUUUCAACAAACUCGUGCUUAUUGUCUAUAUUGCCAAAAGAAUUUACACGCACAUCGUUUGUCGCUGCUGAAGCACACAUGCACAAUGAAGCAUCAACGAGCGGCUUUAUCGUAUAAAUUGGAAGAGAAACAGACACAAAAAACGGAUCCCGAUGCACCAGAAGUGGGGCUUAUGGAAGAAGUUGAGACUUUGGAUGAUUCUUCUCAAACGGAAUUAGGAGAGGAUACUGAAGAUGAUAUCGAAUACGUUGUUGAGACAUUGGAAACGGACGAAGAGUCAAUGGAAUUCGAGGAUAUAAAAGAAAAAAUUCAAGAAGACAUAGAACAGGAAGAAGAAAAGGAGAUGGACAGCAGUCAAUCCAAUAAGGAUUCUACAUCUGUAAUAAAGAAGAUUAAAUUAUUGCCCGAGCAAAAAUGUCAAGAUCCUCUGGCACAUGCGAUGGCCCACGUUCAUAACGAAUAUCUCGAGGAGGAAAUCGGGGACCAAGAGAACGUGCAGAUGGAGAUGGUGAUAGAAUCGACUGAAUCAAACGAUGAUGCAUCUGUCGAUCUACCGAUGGACGACAAUGUCGAGAAGACAUCAAAAUCAAAUGAAAAUGAAAAAUCGGUAAUAAAAACCACCAAGAAUGGAAAGGUCCUUCUGGAAGACGGUAAAGUUAAUCUGAUCGUAACCUCAUCGUUACCGGUACUGAAUACGGCUUAUCAAACAAACAUCUCGACAAGCACAGCGCCAACUAAGAAUACGAUUAGUUUUGUGCCGAUCGCGCCGAAGACUCAAAAGACUAUCACUCUGAUGUGCGGUAACAAACAGUUUACAUUAACUGGUGGUACAUUCCAACCGGGCACACAGUAUGUGCUAACCAAGCUUAAGGGUAAGCCGGCAUUGAUGCUGAACGAUCAAAAGAAGGUGAACGUCGCGGUGAAUGAACCAGAGAACAAAACCAAAGAGGACUCAACUGUAUCCGACACCAACCAACCACCGACCGUUCCUGGCACUAGUCAGCAACCGAUUGUCAAUCAACAAUCUACUGGCGGCAAAUUAUUGACUAAGAUGACUGCGGGAAAACCGACAAUGAAACAUACAUCAACUACAUCAAAAAAAUUGCGCGUUUCUACAUAUGUUGUGGAUACUGUUAAGGGAAUUCCCAUUGGUGGGUUACAAGUUAGUUUGUACAAAUUGAUGGACGGUAAAUGGACCUUUUUGAAUGAAAAUAAUACAAACGCAGAGGGUCAGUGUGGUGAUCUGCUGGAAAAGGUGAACGGUACAAUCGGUCGUUAUAAGCUUCAUUACGAUGUUGAUAAGUAUUUCACAAUGAAAAAAAUAGAUACUAUGUUUCCGUUUAUCGAGAUUAUAUUUGACGUAAAGAACCCAAACACUCAUCAUCACAUACCUCUUUUAUUGAGCCCAUUUGGUUAUACAACUUACCGUGGUACGUAAGUAGGAUGUGCUAUUGAAUAAAUUCCUUUGUGAUAGAAAUGGUUGCGUGGGACUUUACAAUUUUUGAAGAUGAAACUGCGAGUAUAUUACUAUUUUCAUAUCGUAAAAUUAAGUAAGUUAAUGUGUAUGUUACAUAUACAGUGAGGGGCAAAAGUUUCGAAACGGCUAAUUAUUUUAGAAAGUAUUUGUUUCGUGGAAAAACGUUUUAAACAUAAAU